AGCUCAAGGAGGAGCUGCGGAAGCAGAGCGAUCUCAAGGAGACGUACAAGGCCCGGCUGGAGAACGCGCAGCAGUACCUCCGGUUCUGCCUCGAGGUCGCCCAGGAGCACGGCUUCUUGCACCUCAUGUCCAACGACGAGGAGCGCCCGCCUCACAGGAGCGUCGACGAAGACGCGGAGGCCGCGACGGCGACCGACGACGAGGACGGGGACGAAGAACCGGAGUCGAUAGAAGCGCCGCCCCGCGACCCGUACUUGGCCGCCACGAGAGACCUCGCGGUGCAGCACGGCUGGUCCGUCGCACCGGACGAGAUCGAGCUGCACGAGACGAUAGGCCGAGGGACGACGGCGGAGAUACACCGGGCGACGUGGAGGGGGCUGGAGGUGGCGGUGAAGUGGAUCCGGCCGGAGCUCCUCCGCUCCAACCCGAGCGCCGAGGCCUUCUUCGCGCAGGAGCUGGACGUCCUCUCCCGGCAGCGGCACCCGCACGUGCUGCGGCUGAUGGGCGCGUGCCUGCGCCCGCCGGAGAGCUGCUUCCUGGUGACGGAGCUCCUCAGCGGCGCCACGCUGGUGGAGUGGCUGCACGGGGGCAAGGAGCGCCGCAGGAAGGAGCUGCCGCCGGCGCGGCCGCUGGCGCAGAGGGUGGGGAGGGCGCUGGAGGUCGCGCUGGCGAUGCGGCACCUCCACGAGCAGACGCCGCGGGUGCUGCACCGGGACCUGAAGCCCAGCAACGUGCUGCUGGACGCCGACUCGCGCGCGCGGGUCGCCGACUUCGGCCACGCCAGGUUCCUGCCGGACGGCGCGCAGGCGCUCACCGGCGAAACCGGUAAGACACCGGCACCGCUCGAUCGGACGUACGUGUACAUGGCGCCCGAGGUGAUCCGCUGCGAGCCGUACACGGAGAAGUGCGACGUGUACAGCUUCGGCGUGAUGCUCAACGAGCUCGUCACCGGGGAGCACCCGUACAUAGACACCAGCUACGGGCCUAGCAAGAUUGCGUUGGAGGUAGCGGAUGGAAAACUGAGGCCAAGGCUCCCGGAAGGCGACGCGGAUGCUGCUACUGGAGCCCUGGUUGAUCUCAUCUGCCGGGCGUGGUACGCGGAGCCUUCGAGGAGGCCUUCGUUUGCCGCCAUCACCGUGGCACUUCGAGGUAUCCAAGAGCAGCUGGUGUGACACGGUCGUACGUACGUGUAAUGCCCUGGCCCGUCAGUGGCCACGCAUGUGCUCUAAGCGGAGGAGUUGUACGGAUCUUUUUACCGGAGUUUUCUAAAUUUUAUUUUUGAAACAAUGAGCCUCCCCAUCGAUUUUCAUUGAAGAAACCACCAGAGUUCUUCAAAGUACGGUAAACGACCAAAAGCAAGGAAACUAAACCUGCAAACAUAAAUGUAAAAGUAACUACCGAAACCAUCUACCUCUCAAAAGAAAAAGAAAGAGUGAAUUCCGGUUUUUACGCCCUAUUUUGACAUUUUUAACACUAAUUAUCCCAUUUAGCCAAGUUUUAUCCGUUUU
This is a messenger RNA of Aegilops tauschii subsp. strangulata, 1508 nucleotides long. RefSeq names its product serine/threonine/tyrosine-protein kinase HT1-like. Gene Ontology annotation, molecular function: protein serine/threonine kinase activity; ATP binding. NCBI's taxonomy places the organism in Eukaryota, Viridiplantae, Streptophyta, Magnoliopsida, Poales, Poaceae. Gene Ontology annotation, biological process: protein phosphorylation. The record is from RefSeq and is a predicted model, not a curated record.